Thunnus maccoyii (southern bluefin tuna) is the source of this 2546-nucleotide messenger RNA. It is a transcript of the gene ush1ga, whose product is annotated as Usher syndrome 1Ga (autosomal recessive). The transcript is spliced from 4 exons. The coding region runs from base 229 to 1647 and encodes 472 amino acids. Gene Ontology annotation, biological process: equilibrioception; sensory perception of light stimulus; sensory perception of sound. Lineage: Eukaryota; Metazoa; Chordata; Actinopteri; Scombriformes; Scombridae. The record is from RefSeq and is a predicted model, not a curated record. Gene Ontology annotation, molecular function: protein binding.
CGGCCACCGGGAGCACUGUUAACCAGGCGAUGCGCAUCGUGGCGUCCCUGGAUACCGGCGACGCGCUCUGCCUGUCGCUCCUCUGUACAUGAUCAGGAGACCGGUGGGACGGUGGGGCACAAAUAGGCACUUCAGCCGGUCUACUCCCACCACAUCGCCUCAUGAGUAUGAUAAUGCUGGUGUUGAUGAAACGAAAUGGAGUCGAGCAGGGUGGAUUAAUUCUGCACCAUGAAUGACAGAUACCACAAGGCGGCCCGGGACGGCUACCUGGACCUGCUGAAGGAGGCUACUCGGAAGGAUCUCAACGCACCGGAUGAGGAUGGCAUGACACCGACGUUAUGGGCUGCUUAUCACGGCAAUCUGGAGGCUCUGCGGCUGAUCGUGGCGAGGGGAGGGAACCCUGACAAGUGUGACAUAUGGGGGAACACGCCGCUCCACCUGGCAGCUGCCAACGGUCACCUCAACUGCCUUUUCUUCCUGGUGUCUUUCGGUGCCAACAUAUGGUGCCUGGACAACGACUACCACACGCCGUUGGACAUGGCCGCCACAAAGAAUCACAUGGAUUGCGUCCGCUACCUGGAUUCCAUCGCUGCCAAGCAGACAGGCCUCAACCCCAAGCUGGUCAGCAAGCUGAAGGACCGGGCAUUUCGUGAUGCUGAGCGGAGAAUCAAAGAGUGCCUGAAGAUGCAGAAGAAGCACCACAGGCGCAUGGAGAGGAAGUUUCAUAAGGAGGCCUCCGAGGCUUCUGCAUCAGACGUCAUGAGCUUUUCCAGUUACACCAGCAGCUCUUUUAGCCACAAGCUGCACAACUUAAAUGCAGCCUCUGUCAGUGUGCCAUAUUCUCAGGCUACUCUCCAUGCCACAAACCGAGGGAAGACAAAGAUCCAGAAGAAGCUGGAAAGGAGAAAACAAGGAGAUGGGACCUUUAAAAUCUAUGAGGAUGGAAGGAAGAGUGUGCGCUCCCUCUCUGGACUUCAGCUAGGCAAUGAUGUUAUGUUUGUCAAACAGGGGACCUACGUCAACCCAAAAGACCGUAGCCGCCGCAACGUUCGUGACAUGUUCCCCAGAGACAAUGACGAUGCCAUUUCACGUGCCAUGAGUGAGCCGGACCUCCACGGGCCUGAUGUGGACUAUUCUGAGAUCAGCACCGACUCAGGACAUGAUUCCCUGUUCAACCGGCCUGGUUUGGGCACCAUGGUUUUCAGGAGGAACUAUGUGAGCGGGGGGAUGUUUGACCUCGGUGAUCGGGAAGAGGCCAGUGUGAACCAGUCAGGCAAUACUGUGCGAUUACGCAGUCGGCUGCAGCAAUACCCAAGUCUAGAUGAAGACAGCAUCGGCAGUGCACAUAGCCUGCAGCAGAGGAAUGUAGAGGAGCUGCCUUGGGAAGAGGUCGAGUUAGGGCUGGACGAUGAUGAUGAGCCUGACACAAGCCCUCUGGAGGUCUUCCUGGCCACACAGAGCAUGAGCGAGUUUUUCUCCAUCUUUAAGCGGGAGAAGAUCGACCUUGAAGCUCUGUUGCUGUGCUCUGACCAUGACCUUAAGAGUAUCCACAUCCCCUUAGGGCCGAGGAAAAAGAUCUUAGAUGCCUGUAAGAGACGGCUGGAGACCAUAGAGGAACCAGACUGCAUUGAGGACACAGAACUAUAAUAAAAUUUGUUCUAGAUGAUCCUCUCGCUGUGAGCUCAUCCCGCCUUAAAGGUCAGUGGAGCAUUAUGGAGUGAAUGUCACGUAUGGACAGACAGAACUAAAUGAUUUACCUCUCCUGGUAACUCAGCGGUAACAAAGCAGAAAGAACACUGUCGAGAUGAAUAUGUCGAGCAAGAAGAGAUGUGAGCUAAAUUCAAAACAGGGGUCUUGUUAGACUCACUGAAAAUAUCUGUAAGAGUCCUCUGCACUGAAUUGUUUAACAAACUGAAUGACAAUAGUUGCAGUGUCAUUGUAUGCCAUGUGGCAUAGACAGCAACAGAGAGUUGAUUGUGGGGUCUGUGUCCCCUGAACAUGUUUGCCCCUGUGGGGUCAAUCCAACCACAUCAUGUGCCUGCGUAUCUUGUACCUGUGCAUUUGCUUAAAAAUGUCUUUUGUCAUAAGUAUUUUUGACAUAACAGUUCUGUUAUCAAUGGUUUCAAUAGCAAAAGUUUCUGCAUUUUCUGCAUUAUUAAUUGUAAGUCUCAUAUUUUAUUUCUGUACAUGUUUACAUACAGCAAGCCAUGUCAGUCCACGUGUGGCUCACUGCCAAUGCAGGCCAAUUACUCACUGAGAUUUCUCUUCUUAUUUACUGUAGUAUUGUAAACUGCCUGAAAAUGCAGCAUCUGUUGAUCAUUUUAGAAAACACAACAUAAUAUGUGAUAGCUACAUAUAUUUGCAUGUUCAGUCAAUACACUGGGAGGUUUAUAAACCUUUGUAUAUCAUUCAUGUCAGUCUUCCAACAGUUUAUAUAUUGAACAUUUUUUAUUUUCGUCAUGUACAUCUGCACGUGCAUGUGUUUAAUGUCUUAACUUUUUAAAAUUUUAGGUGGAUUUUAAUAAAAGUACUAAUAUAAUUUAAUU